AUGACGGCGAUCAGAGAAACGAGAGAAGAAACUGGGCUGAAAGUAGAACGGGUUUUGGGAGUUUUUGAUGGGUUCGAGUAUACGACGAAGAAAGGCGUCAACAUUCAGUUUAACUUGGUUGUCCAGGUGGAAUGUGGUGCCGAGGAGACCGAGCCACGAGUAACGCUUAAUCCUCUCGAGCACGAUCAUCAUGUCUGGGUUGAUCCCAGUGACGACUUUGUUUCCAUGUAUCCAAUGAGCGAAACCGUAGAUAUCUGGACCCCAUAG
Coprinopsis cinerea okayama7#130 is the source of this 267-nucleotide messenger RNA. RefSeq lists its product as hypothetical. The record is from RefSeq and is a predicted model, not a curated record. The transcript is spliced from 2 exons. The coding region runs from base 1 to 267 and encodes 88 amino acids. NCBI's taxonomy places the organism in Eukaryota, Fungi, Basidiomycota, Agaricomycetes, Agaricales, Psathyrellaceae.